Molecule: messenger RNA, 1515 nt
Organism: Arctia plantaginis
Lineage: Eukaryota; Metazoa; Arthropoda; Insecta; Lepidoptera; Erebidae
Source: the annotation of a GenBank genome assembly
AUGUCAGCACCAAAGGAUAUGGACAUAGAAAAUGUGCUUAAAAAGUUUAAUUUGCGGAGUCCCUACUAUAUUAAACUGUUUUCCCUUUUAUUGUUUGCGGGGUCCUUAAAUGCGAUGCACUGUGUUCAAUAUGUGUUUAUAAUAUCUGAUGUGAAAUACAGAUGUAACGAGCCAUAUUUCGAAAAUAAUACAUAUGAUGACAGAUGCCAUAGAAUAGAUAAAGAGACCAAUAAAUCAGUAAAAUGCACUGAAUGGAAAUACGAAGAUCCGAAUGCUUUUUUUAGUGAAUUCAACCUAGCUUGUCAGGACUGGAAGAGACUAUUUGUUGCAACCGUACACUGCUUUGGAUAUAUGAUUGGUUUACUAAUUAUCGGACCUCUGGCUGAUAAGUUUGGGAGAAAAAUUUUAAUAAUUACAACAGGAUUAGUUGCAGCUUUUAUGGGCUUGGGAAGGAGUGUUGUGUAUUCAUAUUGGCUCUACAUCGUCCUUGAGUUAAUUGAAGCUAUGUUUGGUGACCCAUACUCGACGACAUAUAUGUUAGGAGUUGAAAUGGUAACAAAAGAGAAUCGCGUGACGUUCAUCGCUAUAAUGACGGCGGUUACAUCUUUAGCAGGAAUAUUGAUGGCAGUUAUAGCCUGGGCUGUGCCAUAUUGGCGAACCUUUCUUUUGGUUAUUUAUGCACCCGCUCUAUUAAUUUUACUUUACCCUUUCCUGCUAGACGAAAGUCUUCGCUGGCUAUUAAUAACUGGACGGAAAGAAAAAGCUGAAAAUAUUAUAAAAAGUGCAGCUAAAAUGGAUAAUAUAAAUAUCAGUGAAGUUUGUUCAGAGAAUAUUUACUGUGAAAAAGCACCUAAAGUAAAUAUUAGUAUGGCAAAGAUCUUCAAAAUAACUUUUUCAUCGAGAACACUAUUGCUUAGAUUUGCAGCAUGUGUAUGUAUGUGGACGACGGGACUCUUCAGUAAAUAUACCCUAUUAAUGAAUUCUGUAGAACUAGAAGGCAAUAAAUAUCUCAACUUUGGAUUAAUGAAGUUUUGUGAGCUUCCAGCAAGUGUUGUGCUAUGCUUAGUACUUAAAAGGUUCGAAAGGAAGAAACCUUUGAUAUUCUCAUUUUUACUAACGGGUGUGUUCUGUGUAUCGCAAUCAUUUGUGCCUAAAGAUGAAAUACUGCUCACGACAUCGCUGUUUCUGCUCGGCAAGUUUAUGGCGACGAUAUCAUACGAGAUCAUAUACUUAUAUACCUCUGAAUUAUUUCCUACAUAUUUACGGAAUACUAUGCAUUCUUUGUGUUCGUCUUUGGGUCGAACAGCUGCUAUGUUAGCAACGCAGACGCCUUUGUUGGCGACGUACUGGUACGGUUUGCCGUCAUUACUUAUCGGAUUAUCAUCAACAUUGACAGGAGUAAUCGUGAUCAUGAUGCCUGACACAGCAGAUGAUAUUCUUCCAGAUACGGUGAAAGAUGCAGAGAAUAUAGGUCACAAAGGAAAUAACAAUAAGAUUGAGAAUACUUCAAUUUAA